Coturnix japonica (Japanese quail) is the source of this 2409-nucleotide messenger RNA. It is a transcript of the gene PLEKHF2, whose product is annotated as pleckstrin homology and FYVE domain containing 2. NCBI's taxonomy places the organism in Eukaryota, Metazoa, Chordata, Aves, Galliformes, Phasianidae. Gene Ontology annotation, cellular component: early endosome. Gene Ontology annotation, biological process: endosome organization; endosome to lysosome transport. Gene Ontology annotation, molecular function: metal ion binding; phosphatidylinositol binding. The record is from RefSeq and is a predicted model, not a curated record.
CCGCCCCGUGCGGGCGGUGUCCCGGAGCCCGGCCCCGGCGGGUGCAUGACCGCGGCCGAGCGGGGAGAGCGCGGCGGGGUCGGGGCGGCAGUUGGAGCGUGGAGCGUCGGGCGGGGCCGGCUGAGCAGCGCGGAUACUUGUGAAAGAUGGUGGAUCGCUUGGCAAACAGCGAGGCAAAUACUAGAAGAAUAAGCAUAGUGGAAAACUGCUUUGGAGCAGCUGGUCAGCCUUUGACUAUCCCUGGUCGCGUUCUCAUCGGAGAGGGAGUAUUAACGAAGCUGUGUAGGAAGAAGCCCAAAGCGAGGCAGUUCUUCCUGUUCAAUGACAUUCUUGUCUACGGUAAUAUUGUCAUCCAGAAAAAGAAAUACAACAAACAGCACAUAAUCCCGUUGGAGAACGUCACCAUUGAUUCCAUCCAGGAUGAGGGAGACUUGCGGAAUGGGUGGCUCAUCAAGACGCCUACCAAGUCUUUUGCAGUUUAUGCCGCCACAGCUACGGAGAAGUCUGAAUGGAUGAACCAUAUAAAUAAGUGCGUUUCUGAUUUGCUUUCCAAGAGCGGGAAGACUCCUAGCAAUGAGCAUGCGGCUGUCUGGGUGCCGGACUCGGAAGCCACUGUCUGCAUGCGCUGUCAGAAAGCAAAAUUUACCCCCGUCAACCGCCGUCACCACUGUCGCAAGUGCGGCUUUGUCGUCUGCGGCCCUUGCUCUGAGAAGAGAUUCCUUCUCCCCAGCCAGUCUUCCAAGCCUGUACGGAUAUGCGACUUCUGCUAUGAGCUUCUUUCUACUGGGGAGAUGACUGCUUGUCAGUCCACGAGAUCAGACUCCUACAGCCAGUCGCCUAAGUGUUCUUUAAAUGAUGCAUCUGAUGAUGACGACGAUGAAGACAGUAGUGAUUAAAGACCAAAUGUUUGUGUUUCAGACCGUAUGGAGCUGCUUUUGGGGGAAGCUUGUAGUGAGGUUCCCUGGAAAAUUCCUGUUCUAGCCAUGAAAUAUGCCUGAAUAUCUUCAAUUGUGAUGUGCCUCGAUCUAUGAGUUCUCUAGACAAUAGAUUUUUCACUCCUCUGCAGGGAUAGACUGUUGGAAAUGUUACCAGAUUGUUUUCCAAUUUCUUAUACUUGAGUUAUGUCUAAGUUAGACUUCUGUGGAAGAUUGGAAAAUAGAAAGUACUUUCUUGAUUGAACAACCCACGCUUCCUAAUGUUUCAUAUCAAUAUGUUAUGUGGGGUUGGUCGGUUUCUUUUGGUAUGGAGAGGGAAACUGUAAGUGUGCGUAGAACAGUGAUGUCUUGGUUAACCCCACAGCCCAUCUGUUUUACUAAACAUGGUAUACGACAAGUUGAAAUGUGACAUGAUUACGAACCUCAGUGUCACAGAACUUGGGAACUGUCUUGUUUUGCUCUUAUUUAUGACCUCCUAUACCAAGCAGUGCCUUGUAACACUUUGUGCUGAUUCAGGAAGAAGCAAUCCUAUUCUGCGUUGUCUGUAUUCACCUGAUGCUGGUAUCUGAGAGAUUGUUGGUGCUAUAGAGAAUAACUGCUGUGUUCAAAGCGGAGCUCUCAGCUGCACACCCACAGGCUGAGGAGAUCUGGAUCCCACACCCUCACCGCUUACACAGCCCCAAAGCUGCCUGACCCAGCAGGCUUCAGUGGGGUUCUUUCCACAGGAGCUGUGCUGUGGGUUGGGACCUGGAGGUGAGAAGCUGCGGGUGACAUCUCACAGGGAUAUCCACACGUUUAGAGCAGUUUAGAAGUUUAAAAUCUGGCGAAUGCACGUUGAGAUUUUAGUGGGGCAAUACAGCAUUUUGCUGUGAUAGUUUAUAUUUUUGGAGCUACUUCCCAAAUGCGACACUAACUUGUUUCUCAAGACAUUGAUGAGAGGGUUUUUUUUUUCCUACUUUCUUCCCAAAUCUCACUGGCUUUGUAUAAGAGUAACCUCACAUUUUGAACAAGCAGCCUGCAAAUCUGCGUAUGAAAUUGGCUUUCCUUUGUACACAGCUGACCUCAGGAUACACGUGAGAUGCAAGUUGUUUCAUUCUAAGUGUGUACCCAGGACCAAGAAAGAUAUAUUUAAGAACUAUAAUAAGAUAGUGCAGAAAAUGUCUCUACCGUAGCAUUCAUUUUUAUUCUUAAUAAGUUCUUAAUACAGAAAUGUCAUGUUCCUGUGUAUAUGUCAAGGUUAGACUUGUGAAAACAUGUUAACCCCAAAUGCUAUGUUUUUAUAUUUUUAUAAAGGUAAUGUCAAUUUCGAAGGGGAAAAAUAUCUUUGAGAUAGUUGAAUAUAAUAGCAACUGACUUUAUACAGAAAAAGGUUAAACUUUUGUGUAUCUUUAAGUGACAGUUUCUGCACUGUUUGCCUUGGCUGGCAAUAAUUGGGUUAAGUAUUUAUUGAAUAAACAAUCGAUGCUGCAUAUUG